Messenger RNA from Ostreobium quekettii, 1131 nucleotides. The record is from the annotation of a GenBank genome assembly. Lineage: Eukaryota; Viridiplantae; Chlorophyta; Ulvophyceae; Bryopsidales; Ostreobiaceae.
AUGUCAGAUACCAAUGUGGAGGACGCCUCCGCGGCGGGAGGAUCCAAUCGGGCGCCCGCGGCUGAUCGGGAUGCCGCUGAGCAGGCGGGAGACUUGGCUGCGGGAGGUGAUGGAGGGCUCCCCGCGGGGGAGGGGGAAGGAGGAGAGCAUGAAGCAAGCACCGCGAAGGGUGAGGAGGGGGGCAAAGAGGAGGGGGAGGUCCCAGAGAUGGUACCUCCGGACGUGAGCGAGGAGCUUGUGGCAUCGAUGGUGGAGAUGGGUUUUGGGAGAAACAGGGCAGUGCGGGCGCUGCACUUCAGCGAGGGUGGCGGGGUGGACUCAGCUGUGGCGUGGCUUGCCGAGCACGAGGAGGAUAUGGACCUGGACGAAGAGCUGCUGGUGCCCAAGAAGAGGAAGAUGACGGCAGAGGAGAUGAAGCAGCAGGCCACGGACCUGGUCCGGCGAGCUAAAGAGCGGCGCCAGCAGGAGGAAAAAGAGCUGCAGAAGACGCAAGAGCGGGAAAGGGUGCGCUAUGGCAAGGAGCUACUCAUGGCCAAGAAGAAAGAAGAGGAAGAGUCGUUGAAACGGCGGCUUGAGGAAAGGAAGCGCGACAAGGAAGAGGAAGCUGCUGCCAGGGCUAAGAUCAAGGCGAAGCUGGAGGAAGACAGGAAGGAAAGACGGAGGAAGCUGGGGCUGCCAGAGGAGCUAACGGAGGAAGAGAAGGCAGAGCUUGAAGAGAAGAGGCGGAAGCGCGAGGAGGAGGGCGGCGGCAAGAAACACGGCCCGCGCUAUGUGCGCCCCGUGGGCACCCUCUCGGACCUCCGGGCCCGCCUGGUGGCCAUGAAGCACGACGCGCCCAGCGAGCCCGCCUUCAAGACCGCCUGCGCGACCCUCCUGAAGUACCUGGGCAACAUCGCUCGCGCGCCCGAGGAGGACAAGUACAGGCGCAUUCGGCUGGCCAACGCGGCGUUUCGGGAGCGCGUGGCGGCGGUGCCCGGGGCCGUGGAAUUUCUGGAGGGCUGCGGUUUCGGGAGGAGCGCCGACGGCGAGUUUUUGGAGAUGGCGGCGGACGGGGUGGACCUGGAGCUGAUGAACGGGGCGGGGGGGCUCGUAGACUCGGCGAUUAAAAACCCGUUCUUCGGGGCCCUGUAG